UGAACAUUUGGUUUCGACUUUGAUGCGUGCAGGUGUGGUGUAAGUAAUCUCAGCUCGAAGGAGUUCGUCAGAAAAGAAACCAAAAAUAAAUAGCAAUGAUUCAAAAAAUGUCAAGAAAAAAAUAGCCACAACAAAUCCGACAAACUCUAAGUGUUUGCUGUCGAUACCGAACGAAAAAGAGAAGCCAGGACGUUUACCUUACUCUGGGCAGUUCACGAAAACGAGAAACGAAAAUGCGCCGUACAGGGUUGUUAGUGAAGUCGAACUAGACGAAACGAAUCCCGUCGAAAUGGGUGAGUCUGAAGAUUGCGCCAUCGCCGGAGACGGAAAAACGUCGGUUAAAGAAGAACCACCAGAAAUAUUAAACCUAGAUAAGACUAUUGAAGAGUUAAAGGCGGCGACGGAAUACAAAUUUAUUUAUCUAGUUUACGCAGUUAGCAAAAAAUCUAAAUAUUUUUCACCGUAUAAUUUCAAAAUUGUUCUGUUCAAAAAUAUCAACAAACGUUGUUUCUUUACGCUAAGUAAUGAAGGUAUGUUGUCUGAGAUUCAAAACGAAGUGACAUUCACUCCAUUUGGGCAAUUCGAAGAGGAAUAUAGAUCAUAUAAGAAAGUCGUAAAAAUACCAUUGUUUAAAAACUACCUACAAUGGAAGUGUCUGCACUUCUGGUACAAAUACAUUUCACAGAACAAGUACUGUUGGGCGCGAGAAGAGCUACAAGGGCCUCUAUCGUUAUUCAUGUUGUCCGCUCCACUACGGGACGCGUCGUUAAAGGUGUCUGCCCUGAUUCACCAGACCGCGGCAAUAAGCUUGUACAACGGUUCGGUUACCGAAGAAAACACCCUUCAAGGGUUUAAAGAACAACAGGAGAAUAGCACUGAGGCGGCCGUCGGACACUUGCAGAAUCUGCGCCUGACGGUCCAAGGCUUAGUACAGGCCGCGUGCUCCAGCGCCCUGGCCGAAUGCGGGUUCACCACGGACGACUCGGAAUUCCGUACCACAAAGACCUCGCGUAUAGCAAAGACCCAAGCCGGUGGUGGUAGUACCACCACCUACACGAUGCCGUUCGUAAAACAAAGGUCCAAACUUAAAUGUUGUCAGAGGAUAUGUCGGUUUAUCGCGUUCGUCGAUUUCCAGUUGCAGUCGCAUCUGCACAAGAUAGCCACGAAUCAGAUCGUUCGUUUUGAGGCGGACGUGCGCAGGCACUACAAAUACGUUCCCGACGAACUUCAUCAUACGAACGGCCGUGCCGACGACGUCGAUACUGUGCUGGAAAGUGACAGAUCUUCGGACGAUCCAAAGUCACCACUGUUCGUGUUGGAGGCAUUUUUAACAAAAAAUGGUAUCGAGUUCGAUAACGCGCAAAACGAUUUCAUCAAUUACGUGUCGUUUUUAAUGGAAAACUGGAAAUGGAUCGUUAUCACACACGUUCCACCGCUUCUGGAUGAUAUCGAAUUCAACGAUUUCGUAAUCCCGUCAAUUUGUGGUAAACAAAAUGAUCGAGUAUGUGGCAACGGACCAUCAUUGCAGUUUGUAUUCGAAAUUGAUGGUGCAUACCAGAGCACCACGGAAAAAAUCUUGAAUUAUUUCACAACGAAUUUUAAGGCGGUCCACAAGUACUUAAAACGUCUGGAAUAUGUUCACAUUAUUUACAGAGAAAACGAAGAUAUCGAUCAAGGAACUAUCGAAAACGAAACCAGCAUUAUUAAUUUUCGAAAAAUGUUAGAGAAAUACAGACAACAAAUAACCGACGUCGACAAAAUAAAAACUGUACAAAUGUUGGGAAUGUUUCAUUUAAAAUUACACCUUUUAAAAAAUGUUGCUAAACCAACCUGCGAAUAUUUAUUAGAGCUAGUGGAAAAAACGCUUGUAAAAGCGGGCAAACGGCUGGUGAAUGAGCUGUCAAACGAAAUAAAUGAUUCUCUCAAGUACCUACAUACUUCACCAUCUACUGCUGCACAAUACGUAGAUUAUAAAAAAUUCCUGGAACAUUUUUCUAUAAGGUUGGACGAAAUAGAUAAAAAUCAUAACUAUAUAAGAGAUCUUUAUGAGUUAGCCGAAAAAUUUGCAGUGCCCGUUCCCGAUGAAGAUAUUGAAAAUUAUGAUAAAUUUGCAGACGCUCUUUCUACUCUACAAACAACUUUUGAGGACAUUAAUAAUGAACAAGACAAACUCAUUAGAGAAUUCGUCAAAAAAAUUGAAAUUCAUAUAAAAGACAUGAUUCAAGAUGUGGAACAAAUAAAUACUGAAGCCAAUGAAUUGUGGUUAACUGAUAUUAACAGUAAUAAAGAAGAAGUAAAAUUGGCCUUAUCUAAGCUUAAUAAUCGAUUAGUAGAACGCCAAGAAGAAUCGAAUUUGUAUGAGUCUUACCAGAGUUUCUUUCGAGUAAAGAUGACCAAGUUUGAUGUUCUAAGCGAUGCAAGUGAAGCUGUAGGACUUAGAAUUUUGAUGUGGGAUAGCUUAGACGAAUGGGAAAAAAAAAUGUCUAUUUGGGAAGAAGAUCAUUUUCAUAAUUUAGAAGUGGAACAAAUGAACACAUUCUUAGCACUAAAUUUAAAAUACGUAACGCAAUUUAAAAAAAAUAUUCCUGCAUGCAACCUUGUUGAUCUUAUUGACCAAAAAGUACAGUCAUUCAAACAAAAAAUGACGAUUAUAGCAAUGUUAAGAAAUCCAAGUCUCAAGGACUAUCAUUGGAUUAAAAUCGAGCAAAUCCUUGGGACGACGUUUCCAACUAAUCAAUAUCUUACUCUAAUUAUGCUCGAAAAAUUCGGUGCUUUCAAAUACGGUUCUGAAAUAAUAGAUGUUUCAAUGCAGGCAAGUUCUGAAGCUACUUUAGAAGCGUUGUUAAAGAAAGUCGAAGAUUCUUGGAAAGUUAUUGAUUUGAUUGUUCUUCCUUACAAAAAUACUAACGAUCUUUUUAUACUCGGUUCAUUGGAAGAAGUUCAAUUAACAUUGGAAGAAACAAAUAUAAACUUAAAUUCUCUCAUUUCAUCAAAACACAUAGUGAUGAUUAAACCAAAAGUUGAAGAAUGGAUAAAUUCUAUGACCAUUAUGAAUGACAUUCUAACGGAAUGGAUAUUGUGCCAGAAUAACUGGAUUCAUUUGGAAUUGAUGUUUGCUGCUCCGGAUAUACAACGACAACUUCCAAACGAAGCUAAAUUGUUUAAUCAAGUGAACAGUUCAUGGAAGAACAUAAUGCUAAAGGUUGUAAAAAAUCCUUUAGCAAUAAGCACAUGCACCGACACCGACCUAUUGAAAACUCUUAUAAAAAACAAUCAAGAAUUAGAACAAAUAGUAUUAUAUUUGGAAGCGUAUUUAGAAUCAAAAAGAGUUGUGUUCCCACGAUUCAAUUUCUUAGCAAACGAUGAACUUUUAGAAUUGAUUGCCCAAGCUCGAAAUCCCAGAGCUGUACAACCGUACAUGAACAAAUGUUUUGAUGCUAUUUGGCGAAUUCGAUUUGAAAACGACGACGAAGAAGGAAAACCAUUACAAUCAGCAAUAGAUGGAAAAUAUAGUACACCCACAGACGUUAUCGCCAUGAUAUCUCCGGAAAGAGAGAUUGUAAAAUUCGUGUCACCGAUCAAAGCCACUGGGAACAUAGAAUUUUGGCUAUCGAGGGUAGAAAAGGAGAUGGUAAAUACAUUACGAUCGCUCAUGUCCAUAGCCAUAGAAGAUUAUGAGGAAAUUCCUAGAGAAAAAUGGGUGUUACUACAUGCUAACCAGGUUACAAUUUUAAUAAUGUAUGACACUGAAAUCUAAAGUAAUUCUAUUUUCAGAUAGUGAUUGUGGUAUCUCAAAUGAUAUGGUGUCGUGAUGUACACAAAAUCCUUAAACUCAAGUCCAAAGUACAAGAAUCAUUGAUUGAAUUUGAACAAAAAUAUUUCAAAUUAAGUAUUUCUAUCACAAAAUCGCAUUAAAAUCUAGGUUAUAAUUAAGAUUUUUAUCACUAAUGACGAAGGCUUGC
Messenger RNA from Myzus persicae (green peach aphid), 3962 nucleotides. Its product is annotated as dynein heavy chain 6, axonemal-like. Gene Ontology annotation, biological process: microtubule-based movement. The coding region runs from base 290 to 3757 and encodes 1155 amino acids. The record is from RefSeq and is a predicted model, not a curated record. Gene Ontology annotation, molecular function: minus-end-directed microtubule motor activity; dynein light intermediate chain binding; dynein intermediate chain binding. The transcript has 14 exons. NCBI's taxonomy places the organism in Eukaryota, Metazoa, Arthropoda, Insecta, Hemiptera, Aphididae. Gene Ontology annotation, cellular component: dynein complex.